UUGAUUUUCAGUGCCAUAAAAACGUCAUGGUGGUGGGUUGUGUUUCAUCUCGUUGUAAAUAAAAUACCGGCAAUAUUUAUAUAUUUUUUAAUUAAAAUAAUUUGAAUGGACGUAAUUAUGAUUAAUUACAGUAUUUGCGCCAUAUUUUUUUUGUUAAUUUCGAGUGGCAUUAGCGAAAGAAAUGACGACAUUCUAGUCUUCACCGUCGCCAGCGAGCCCACCGACGGCUUCCAGCGCUAUCUCUCCUCCGCUCAUAACUAUCACAUCACCCCCACAGUCCUGGGUUUGGGUCAGGAAUGGAAAGGGGGUGCCGACAUUAAAAACCGUCCCGGAGGCGGCUGGAAAAUCAACCUCCUCAAAACUGCCAUCGAAUCACAUAAAACCGAUCCUACAAAAAUCAUCCUUUUCACAGACGGCUACGAUGUCAUUUUCACCGAUACCCUGGAUGCCAUUUUCAACAAAUUUAAGCAAACGAAAGCUAGGGUUUUAUUCGGGGCUGAAAGUUCCUGCUGGCCUGAUGUCGAACUGGCCCCAAAGUACCCCCAAGUCACUGAAGGAAAACGAUUUCUAAAUUCGGGACUGUACAUGGGAUACGCCCCUGACUUGUGGCAAGUGCUCACAUUUGACGUGAUUGAAGACACGGACGAUGAUCAAUUGUUUUUCACCAAAGCGUUCCUCAAUGAAGAUUUAAGAAAAAAAGUUGGGUUCAAACUGGAUCACAAAAGUGAGAUUUUCCAAAACAUGAAUGGGGCUGUUAGUGAAGUUGAGUUGUUUGAGGUUAAAGGGAAGGAAGGUCCCGAGGAAUAUAAAAUCAAAAAUGUUUUGUAUCACACUGAACCUUUGAUUUUACACGGAAAUGGUCCUUCGAAAUUAUCCCUAAAUUAUUUAGGGAAUUAUUUGGCGAAUUCGUGGAAUUCGGUCGAAGGGUGUGUUCGGUGUAAAGAGGGUCAGUUUGACCUAAAAAAUAAAAGGGCAAACGAAAUGCCUCUUGUCUUCCUUGCAAUUUUUGUUGAAUUUAAUACUCCCUUCCUGGAGGAACAAUUGAAUAAGGUUUACUCGCUGGAGUACCCCAAAAAACGCAUCGAUCUCUUUAUCCACAAUGCGAUGAAAUAUCACUCAAAACACAUAGCUGACUUUAUUGAAAAAUACGGUUCUGAGUACCGCUCAGUCAAAGAAAUCAAGCCGGAUGAUGGUACUACCGAAUGGGCUGCACGUGACUUAUCUUUGGACCAGUGUUUGGCCAAAAAUUGCGACGUCUACUUUUCCGUUGAUUCGGUCGCCCAUCUUGACAACCCCCACACUCUUCGUCUUUUAAUCGAGCAAAACCGAACUGUAGUAGCCCCUCUUUUGCCACGUCCAGGUAAAGCCUGGAGUAACUUUUGGGGGGCUUUGACCAAAGAAGGUUUCUAUGCCCGAUCAAACGACUACAUGGAUAUAGUCCACAACGAAAAGAGAGGGUUAUGGAACGUCCCAUUCAUAGGUAACUGCUAUGCCAUCAAUGCGACACUUUUGAGGAAGUUUGAUAGGUCGAAGUUGAACUUUGAUCGGGAUAAUUGGGACGCGGAUAUGGCCUUUUGUGCAAAUUUGCGCGACUUGGAUGUGUUCAUGUACGUCUCAAACCGAGUCGAUUUCGGGCACUUGGUCAAUCCGGAAACCUUCGAUAUCACUCGAGUCGAACCGGAGAUGUACCAGAUUUUUGACAAUGAACAGGAUUGGGAAGCCAGGUUCAUCCAUCCCGACUAUCCUGAAAACUUUAACCCCGAGAAGAAAAGUCUACAGCCUUGCCCAGACGUCUACUGGUUCCCCAUCGUGUCGCAACGCUUCUGUACCAGUUUGAUCAACAUGAUGGAAAAUUUCGGAAAAUGGUCAGAUGGUAGCAACAGCGACCCCCGACUUGAUGGGGGCUAUGAAGCUGUUCCUACCCGAGAUAUCCACAUGAAUCAAGUCGGCUGGGAAAAGCAUUGGUUGGAGUUUCUUCGCAAGUAUGUGAGGCCUCUACAAGAGCAUGUUUUCCUCGGCUAUUUCCAUGACCCACCACGAUCUUUAAUGAACUUCGUCGUCCGGUAUAAACCAGAUGAACAACCCUCGCUACGGCCACACCAUGACAGUUCGACAUACACCAUCAACAUAGCCUUGAAUAAAAGAGGGGUUGAUUAUGAAGGUGGAGGUUGUAGGUUUAUUAGAUACAAUUGUAGCGUUGUUGAUACCAAGCCCGGAUGGUUGUUAAUACACCCGGGGAGACUCACUCACUACCAUGAAGGGUUGAAGGUCACAAAAGGGAUAAGAUAUAUCAUGAUUGCGUUUGUUGACCCUUAGAUUUGUUCCUUGAUAAUAAUAACGUACUAAUUGUGUAGAUCUGAUUUUGUCGUCUUGUACAUAACUUUUGUAACGAUUUGUUUAAUAAAAAUAUUUUCACAUCAA
Molecule: messenger RNA, 2421 nt
Organism: Tribolium madens (black flour beetle)
Lineage: Eukaryota; Metazoa; Arthropoda; Insecta; Coleoptera; Tenebrionidae
Gene: Plod
Product: procollagen-lysine,2-oxoglutarate 5-dioxygenase
Exons: 7
Coding region: 106-2316 (736 amino acids)
Biological process (GO): peptidyl-lysine hydroxylation
Cellular component (GO): endoplasmic reticulum
Molecular function (GO): iron ion binding; L-ascorbic acid binding; procollagen-lysine 5-dioxygenase activity
Source: RefSeq, a predicted model, not a curated record